CUCAUUGUUAUACCAAUUUAAAAAUUUCAGUUACUUAACACUUUUUUUAAAUUUUUGUUAUCAAAAUUUUUUGUUAACUAAAUUAUAAGUACUAUUAUCAAUUAAUUAUAGUCUUCAAUCUCUCUUUGCACGAAAAUGGAAUAUAAUCGAGCUGGAAGUUGUGACAGGAGGGAAUGUAUCUCCAUCCACAUUGGUCAGGCUGGAGUCCAGAUUGCCAAUCCCUGCUGGGAGCUCUACUGCAUGGAACAUGGUAUUGACAAGGAUGGUAAACCUACACUGAAAAAUGACAAGGUCUCCGGUGACAUAACCUGUAGAUCUGGCUGUGAUGCAUUUUUCUCCAUCACAGAGAAUCACAGAUAUGUCCCUCGAGCUAUCCUUGCUGAUCUGGAGCCAACUGUCAUAGAUGAGGUCCGCACAGGUCCGUACAAAGCACUGUACCAUCCGGAGCAGUUACUCAGUGGCAAGGAGGAUGCAGCUAGCAACUACGCUCGCUGCCACAACACCAUCGGCCAACCCAUGAGGGACGCCAUCAUGCAUCGCAUCAGCAAGAUGACAGAGAGCUGUGACGGUCUACAGGGGUUCUUUGUUUACCACUCCUUAGGAGGAGGCACCGGCACUGGUCUGACUGCUCUACUACUCCAACAGCUAGCAGCUGAAUACCCUAAGAAGAGCCGACUUGAGUUCUUGGUCUACCCCUCACCUAAGGUCAGCAGUUCAAUAGUGGAGCCUUACAACAGUGUCCUCAUGACACACGAGUGCAUGGACUAUGCUGAUUGCUCCUUCAUAGUGGACAAUGAGGCUCUCUACGACAUAUGUACAGAGAAGUUGGACAUCGAGAGACCAUCGUUUUCCAACCUCAACCGCAUCAUCGGUCAGGCGAUAUCUGCUGUAACGGCUUCAAUGAGGUUUAACGGAGCCUUGAACGUGGACAUGAACGAGUUCCAAACCAACCUUGUACCAUACCCUAGGAUCCACUUUCCUCUCAUCGCCUACGCACCGCUCAGCUCCAAGAACCGAUCGUCCCAUGAGAAUUUCUCAGUCAGUGACAUAACCACAUCCUGCUUUGACACCUCCAAUCAGCUGGUAAAGUGUGAUCCAAGAAAGGGCAAAUACAUGGCGUGCUGUAUGCUCUUUAGAGGGGAUGUGGCCCCCAAGGAUGUCAACUCUUCUAUUGCGAUGUUGAAAAAUAAAAAGACCAUCAGCUUUGUAGACUGGUGUCCAACUGGAUUCAAGGUUGGGAUAACUUAUCAAACCCCUUUGAUGCCUGUAAAUAGUGACUUAUCACUUACCAAGAGAGCUGUGUGUAUGUUGUCUAACACCACAGCCAUUGCUGAGGCUUGGAGGAAGCUGGACAAGAAGUUUGAUUUGAUGUGGGCGAAAAAAGCAUUUGUACAUUGGUACACUAGCGAAGGCAUGGGAGACGAGGAGUUCAUAGAAGCUAGAGAUGAUCUCGCAGUUUUGGAGUCUGACUAUCUAGAAGUAAAUAAAAGUUUGGAUGACUGUGAUUACAAUAACAAUGAACAUUGAAAUCUAUAUCCAAGGGAGAACUAUUUUUGUAUCCACAAAGUUAAAAUAAAAUAUAUAAAGUUA
Molecule: messenger RNA, 1590 nt
Organism: Macrosteles quadrilineatus (aster leafhopper)
Lineage: Eukaryota; Metazoa; Arthropoda; Insecta; Hemiptera; Cicadellidae
Product: tubulin alpha-8 chain-like
Exons: 6
Coding region: 136-1527 (463 amino acids)
Biological process (GO): mitotic cell cycle; microtubule cytoskeleton organization
Cellular component (GO): cytoplasm; microtubule
Molecular function (GO): GTP binding; structural constituent of cytoskeleton
Source: RefSeq, a predicted model, not a curated record